Molecule: messenger RNA, 1016 nt
Organism: Closterium sp. NIES-67
Lineage: Eukaryota; Viridiplantae; Streptophyta; Zygnematophyceae; Desmidiales; Closteriaceae
Source: the annotation of a GenBank genome assembly
CAGGGGGCGCUUUGUGGUCUGUGGACGCCAGUGGCUUUGCGGCCGUCGGCAUUCGCUUUGAGAACACGGCAGGGGCGGUGGGCCAACAGGCAGUGGCGUUCAGGCAGACGGGCGACAAUGCUGCCUUCUACGAGUGCGAGUUCAUUGGAUGGCAGGACACGCUGUACACGCAUGGUGGGCGGCAGUACUAUCGCAACUGCUAUGUGAACGGGUCGGUGGACUUCGUGUUUGGCAACGGUGCGGCCGUGCUGGACAACUGCACCUUCCACAUCCGCCCGCACAGCAAUGCGCCGCUCACAGCUUCAGGGCGCACCAACUACACGGAGAACACAGGCAUCGUCAUCCUCAACUCCAACAUCCAGGGCGACUUCUUCAACAAGUCGUACCUGGGUCGGCCCUGGAAGCCUUAUGCGCGCGUGGCUGUCAUCAACACCGCAAUCAGUGAUACGGGCAACAGAGGGGCAGGAUCUGUUGGGCCGCGCAUAUCCUGGGCGCUGCCGGGCAUUGUGAGCGACCCCGCCCUCGUGGCCAUGGUCCCUGCCUCUCUUUUACCCUUGCCCCUGCCCUCUCCGGCUACCUCUCCUCUCCCCUCUCCCUUCUCUCUCCCCUCUCCUCUUCUCUCCCCUCCUCUUCGUUCCUCUCCGCUUUCCCUCUCAUUUUGCAUUUCCUCCUCCGUCCUCUCUCUCAACAUCUCCAGCAACCAGCUCUCUGGCGCGCUCCCCUCCUCCCUCUCGCGCUUCAUCGUACUGCACUCAUUGGUAGCAGCACGCAACCGCAUGAGUGGCAGCAUCCCUGCAGGCGUGGCAUCUGUGAAGGCCCUGCAAGCCGUGGACCUGUCAUGGAACGGGCUGUCAACAGCCAUCCCUGCACUGCUGCGGGCGGCAGCCCCCUCCCUGCACGUGCAGCUGGCUGGCGUCGCCCUCUCUGGCCCAGCCCUCUCCGACCUGCCCCUCUCCUGCUUCUGCCCUGGCAACCCCAAGCUCUUGUACUAGCUCUAAAAAACAAAGUUGAAAGUU